Messenger RNA from Protopolystoma xenopodis, 549 nucleotides. NCBI's taxonomy places the organism in Eukaryota, Metazoa, Platyhelminthes, Monogenea, Polystomatidea, Polystomatidae. The record is from the annotation of a GenBank genome assembly.
AUGGUGUUCCACUUUUCCUUGCAGAAUCUUCUAUCAAACGUCGGAGCCUCUGUUGCCACUUGCUCUCAACCGCCCAAUGGCCUUACUUUGUCAACUAGAUCUGGCACCUCCGCCCCUGCUGCUUCUUCUGUUUCAUCUACCGCUUUAUUAUCUGACCCUCCUAACUCGCUUUCCAUAACUUCAUUUCCUGCCUCCGUGACCAUCAAUAAUAUGGGUGUUUCCUCAUCGACUGGUCAAUUAUCACUUCCAGGUUUUUAUGCCGGCACUUUCACCCCAGUCGAUGUCACUUCAUCAGUUACCGUUCCGACUCAUUCAGUGAUAACAUCAGCACCUACUACGCUACCCCCAACAACGGUGACGUCCUCAGCCGUAAUGGCGCAGGUCCAUUCUCAGCAGCCAAUCACUUACGCUAGUAUGGCUGCAGCAGCUAUGCAGCAACAUCAAUUGCAACUCAGUCAGCACCAACAAUCUAGUAACAAUCUACAGAGUCAAAUAGGUUUCGUCCAGCAGGCCGGCCAUCAGCAAAAGGUUAGGUGCUGGUUACGGUGA